UGUCAUCCCAAGUUGUCAUCCAUUAUUGUUUUAUUAUAAUUUUGUCGAAUUUUGUCUUUGCAUAUAUACAUUAAUUCAUAUUCUAUUCGGUACUUAAAAAUUAAAUAUUGAUAUCAUUUCUUUGCUCAUAACUGAGACAAGUGUGUUUUCGAAUCGUUCUAGUAAUAUUUAUUUUACGCUGUUAUGGAAAGUGAAACAGAGGGAACAGAUUUAAAUGAACUUAAAUCACCAAAAGAAGUUUUUGAUGAUAAUAAGGGACCUCGUUCGCCUUCGCCCGAGUCUAAUAAAUCUAUAAAAAGCCGCUCCGCCUCCCCCAAUGUUAAUGGUAAAUCGCUCAACAAUUCUCGAUCAAGAAGUCCAUCCGCAGGUAGUGUGACUAGUAAUCGCAGUAAUAAAUCAAAAUCCAGAAGCAGAUCAAGGUCCGGCAGUGCUGAAAAUCAUAAGGAAGAUGGCAAACGGUCUAGAUCAAGGUCAGGAUCAGCUCCUCUAGUAUCGGAUGGUUCAAGACACGGUUCGCGAUCCAGAUCUCCUAUAGGCUCGCAUCAAAGUAGAUCACGUUCUAAUUCUACUAAAAAAUCCAGAUCAAGGUCACGUUCAGGGUCAAGGAAAUCGAGAUCAGGAUCAAGGAGAUCAAGGUCAGGAUCGAGAAAGUCUAGGUCAGGAUCUAGGAAAUCUAGAUCAGGAUCAAGGAAAUCUAGAUCAGGAUCAAGGAAAUCUAGGUCAGGAUCUAGGUCAGGUUCUUUAGGGUCACAGUCAAGAAAGUCAAGAUCGAGAUCUAAAUCGGAGAUUAGAUCUCGUUCUGGCUCCAGAAAAUCAAGGUCUGGAUCGAGAAAAUCGCGAUCAGGUUCCCGAGGAUCACAGUCUGGUUCAGCAAGGUCCCAUUCAGGAUCACACAGAUCUAGAUCAAGAUCUGGUUCAAUAAAAUCUAGAUCAAGAUCUGGUUCAAUAAAAUCUAGAUCAAGAUCAAGGUCGGGUUCUAGGAAAUCUCGAUCAGGUUCUCGAAGAUCACGUUCAGCAUCUCAACGGUCACGAUCGGGUUCUGUACGGUCAAGGUCAGGUUCAAGAAGAUCAGGAUCUGGUUCAAGGAGAUCAAGAUCAGGUUCAAGGAGAUCAAGAUCUGGUUCUGCAAGAUCUCGUUCGGGUUCCAAGAGAUCACGAUCAGGUUCUGCAAAGUCAAGAUCAGGUUCCAGGAGAUCAAGAUCGGGUUCCAAUAGAUCAAGAUCAGGAUCCAAGAGAUCAAGAUCGGGUUCCAAUAGAUCAAGAUCAGGGUCCAGAAGAUCAAGAUCAGGUUCUGCCAGAUCGAGAUCGGGUUCGAGGAAAUCAAGGUCGGGUUCUCGAUCAAGGUCUGGUUCAAGAAAGUCAAGAUCCAGAUCAGGUACCAGACGAUCCAGAUCAGGUACCAGACGAUCCAGAUCAGGUUCCAGACGAUCCAGAUCAGGUUCGAGACGAUCCAGAUCAGGAUCAGCAAAAUCCAGGUCUGGAUCUAGAAAGUCCCGAUCAAGAUCCAAAUCUGGUUCACCAAGAUCAAGGUCACGUUCUGGUUCAAAAUCUGGUGAAGAACUAGAAAUUGGAAAAAGUAGGAAAAGAGCUUUAGAUUCAGAUUCUGAAGAUGAAGGGCAACGAAAUACUAAGUCUCAGAAAGUUCUUGACAGUGAUAAUGAAGAGGAACAACCAGGCCCUUCACAAGAACAAGAAACCGAAGAAAACGAAAGUGAGGUUGUCCAACAACAGCCUCCAGAUGAUUAUGACUCAGAUGAAGGUAUAGAUAGAAGUAGACCAGAAAACAGUGAGGGGCUCUCUGAUUUUGAACUAAUGUUACAAAAAAAGAAAGAAGAGCAGUCCAAAAGAAGGAAGAGGAAAGAUAUUGAUAUAAUUAAUGAUAAUGAUGAUAUUAUUGCUCAGUUACUUUCUGAUAUGAGGCACGCAGCAGAGGAAGAUCGAAGACUAAAUCAAGAACACAAACCAGCAACAAAGAAAAUAGCCAUGUUAUUAAAAGUAAUGUCGCAGUUAAAGAAGCAUGAUUUACAACUGGCUUUUAUUGAACAUAAUGUGUUAAAUGUAUUAACUGAUUGGUUAGCUCCGAUGCCAGAUAGGUCUAUGCCCUCUUUACAAGUCAGAGAAAGUAUUUUAAAAUUAUUGUCAGAUUUUCCAAGAGUUGACCAACAAACUUUAAAACAUUCUGGGAUUGGGAAAGCUGUUAUGUAUUUAUAUAAACAUCCAAAAGAAACAAAAGAGAAUAAAGAACGCGCUGGACGAUUAAUAAGUGAAUGGGCUAGACCAAUUUUUAAUUUAUCCACAGAUUUUAAAGCACUAAGCAAGGAAGAAAGAUUGCAGAGAGACAUUGAACAAAUGGGAUCUAAAAGGAGGAAAUCUGAUGAACAGACUGAAAAGGAUAGAAAAGAAUUAUCACAGGCGCUAAAUGCAGAUGGAAAACCUCUUCGACCAGGUGACAAAGGAUGGAUAGCCAGAGCAAGAGUGCCUAUACCAUCAAAUAAAGAUUAUUUAGUGAGACCCAAGUGGACUUCCGAAACAGAUAUUAGUCGUACAACCAAGAAAGGCUUGAAUAGAUUUGAAAAACAUUAUAAGAACUUUUUAGACAGCAAAAGAUUAAAGCAAACAAGAAGAGCAGUAGAAAUAUCCAUAGAAGGAAGAAAUAUGGCUUUGUAAAUAUUCUGGAAUAGAUUACUAAGUAAUAUAAUUAAGAUAUUUUUAUCUUAUCUAAUAAGGGGCCUGCAUCAUAUAUAUGAAUUUUUAAAGUUUGGACUUAAUUUUCAUAUUUCUUUCAAAGGAAUCUAUAAGUGUGGACUUAAAUCUGACUGAUUUAAUAAUUAUUGAAUAUUAAUUGCUGUAUUAAGGCUCUGUAAUAUUGAGAAAAAAGAGUUAUGGUGGUAUUUUAUGUACAUCCUUGAUUAAAAUGUUGUAGUAGAAUGUUAUAUUGUAGUAGUUUCGUUAAAUAUAACUGAUAUCGAUGUAUAACUCAUACAAAUCCGGAUAAAAUAAUUGUAUAUAUAAAAUAAUAAAUAUUUUAAAAAAA
This is a messenger RNA of Sitophilus oryzae (rice weevil), 3034 nucleotides long. Its product is annotated as IWS1-like protein. Gene Ontology annotation, biological process: poly(A)+ mRNA export from nucleus. The transcript has 10 exons. The record is from RefSeq and is a predicted model, not a curated record. The coding region runs from base 184 to 2667 and encodes 827 amino acids. NCBI's taxonomy places the organism in Eukaryota, Metazoa, Arthropoda, Insecta, Coleoptera, Curculionidae. Gene Ontology annotation, cellular component: nucleus.